Dermatophagoides pteronyssinus (European house dust mite) is the source of this 1150-nucleotide messenger RNA. RefSeq lists its product as uncharacterized. NCBI's taxonomy places the organism in Eukaryota, Metazoa, Arthropoda, Arachnida, Sarcoptiformes, Pyroglyphidae. The record is from RefSeq and is a predicted model, not a curated record.
AAUUGAUUUCUACUUGAAGAUUGUGUAUUUAUGUGAUUUUUUUUCUAAUUUUUUGGUUGUCCAUAUGUGAUUUUAUAUAUUCGUGAUCUUAUAACGAAACAAACCACAAAAGUAUCAUCUAUUGUUUUUCAGUAUGUUGUUGGAUCAAUAAAAAUCAAUUAGAUUCAUCAAUAUCCAGCAAAAAACAAUAUUAUCGAUUGCGAUGAGACUAUAUAUUCUUACAUUAGGCUUGAUAAGCCUAAUAAUUCUGACGGAUUCGUUUAGGAUUGAUUCAAAUCUUCCUGUUCAACCAGAAUCGUUACCGAUUGAAGCUAAACUAUCAUCGACAGAAGUAGUUCAAUCAAUAAAACCAGAAUCAGUAGUACAAGCCGGUUCUGCAGCACCGUCAUCAAUUUCAACAUUAAAUGAUGAUCAACAACGAUUUGUCAUCAAUAGUGAUAAUGAUUUGGUUGCUGCUGGAUCAAAGAAAAAAUCUGAAAAAUAUAAGAAAAAAGAAGGUAUGAAAAAGAAAAAGAAAAAAGGCAAACAUGAAAAAGAAAAAUGGAAAAAAGGUAAACAUUAUCAUAAAAAAGAAUUUAAGAAAAAGAAGAAAAAAAGUGGCAAGAAAAAAUAUAAAAAAGGUGGACAUGAUUUCAAAAAAUAUGGCAAAGAGAAAAAAGGCAAAAAAGGUGAUGGUUAUAAGAAGAAUAAAAAAUAUGGUUACAAAAAGAAAGGUGGCAAAGGAAAAUCUGGUGGUAAAAAAGGCAUGAAAAAAUAUAAAGAUAAAGGUGCCAAAAAGAAAGGUUUCAAAAAAAGUUAUCAUAAAGUAGAAUGGGGUAAUAAGAAGAAAUAUCAUGAUAAUUGGCGAGACAAAAAAUGGAAAAAGAAUUUCAAAAAAUGGAAGAAACAUCACGAAUACAAAAAGGGCAAGAAAUACAAGAAGAAGAACGACAAAAAGUGGUUCGAAAAGAAAAAGAAAGGCAAAAAAUACAAGAAAUAUGGCAAAGGUGCACACAAAAAAUAUACAGAGAAAAAAGAUUCAAAAGGUAUGAAAAAGAAAGGUGGAAAAUAUGGCAAAAAGAACAAAAAAGGCAAAAAAUAUGGUGGACACGACGAAAAAAAAUACAAAGAAAAGAAAGCCGAAAAAAAGGGCAAAAAAAAGAAAUAUUAA